Diuraphis noxia (Russian wheat aphid) is the source of this 3608-nucleotide messenger RNA. RefSeq lists its product as uncharacterized. NCBI's taxonomy places the organism in Eukaryota, Metazoa, Arthropoda, Insecta, Hemiptera, Aphididae. The record is from RefSeq and is a predicted model, not a curated record. Gene Ontology annotation, molecular function: flavin adenine dinucleotide binding; oxidoreductase activity, acting on CH-OH group of donors.
CACAAUUGUAAGUAUUAGGUGUCGCCAUCCUUAAAAAUGACUAUGGACCAUUUGCUUCGUUCUUUAAUCAUCAUCGGCUUGGCUAUUCAGCUUUGCGAUGGAACAUGCUACUGGAGUGAACCAAAACAAAAAAAGAUAUCAAUCAGCUCAUGUUCAACUAGUAGUUCUUCAACUACUGUUAGAACAUCAUCGAAAUUCAAUGUUUUAGAUUCAAAGGCUAAAAUUGAAGAUCUUGAAAAAGGUCUGAAAAAAAUUAGCACCAACUCUCGAGAAGAUAACAGUGAGGAAAAUGAUGAAAGUCGUGAAGACUUAGAAUAUAGGGAUAGYCAAUCAUCACGGAAAUUACAAAGAUUUGUUCAAAGCCGCGUUCUUUCUAAAAAAAUUAAGAAAACACUAAAAAAGUCUGCUAAAAAGAUCUUAAGGAAAAAUAUUGUUCCUUUGGUCACAAACAAAAUUGUUGGGUCUGUCAUGACCAGAUCUACUGGUAAUGACUUUGAAAAAAUGAUGCUGCAAAGUAGAGGCGCAACUAUUACAUCAAGCACAAACACUAUGGGUAUCAAUGGAAACAUAUUUCUGACAAUACCAGAAGGAUAUGUAGCCAGUACAACGACAAUAGCAACAACUAGGUAUUUAACUAACGAAGAAGCUAUUCGUUUAGGACUUUUGAGUAAUACAUUAGUUAGUGGAAGCCAAACAUAUUCGUCUAAUCAAAAUGGUGCACAAUUUAGUUCAUCGGGAAGUAGUGCUAGUAGGUCUAUCAAUAGUGGGAUGACGCUAGAACAAAACAAUGGAAAUUUAUAUUAUUUAAAUAGUAAUACUGGGAAUAUCGCAAGAUCAGGGAACUUAAAUAGUAUUGAUGGAAAUUCACAAUAUUUUARUAAAUAUACAUCAGUGCGUAAUAAUAUGAACAAUAAUAUGCAUUAUACAAAUAAUAAACAUACUAUGGGUAGAUUGAAUAAUUUAGAAAGAACUCAUUCGUUGCAGCAUAAAAUUAAUCAACUUAAAACAUCAAAUAAUGGUGAAGAUAAUACAAUUAAUGGUGACUAUAAAAAUAACCAAUUAUUAGGUGUUACAAAUAAUUAUAGAAAUGUUGAAACUUCUGAACGUAUCAAUCAACUAAAAUUAAAUGAUAAUAAUGAAAUAAAUAAGAGCAUUAAUAGUUAUCAAAUUAAUCACUUACGUAAAACAGUAAAUUCAAAACAUAUUCAAAAAGGUAGCACUAAAAACGAUGCUAUAAAAUCUAAUAGACGCGAUUUUAAUAAAUUAAAUUAUUCAAAAUCUUUUGAAGACUCAAAUAAUGACCAAAAUAAUAUAUCAAACUCAAUAAGUAAAGAAAUCGUAAAGAGUAACGAAGAUGGAGAUGAUAAAACAGAGGAUAAAUACGAUGAAAAUGAUAAAACUGAGAAUAAUGACAGUGAAAAUGAUAAAGUUGAGAUAAUCAAAGAUGAAAAAGACAAAAGUGAAUAUGAUGAUSAAAAUGACAACACUGAUGAUAACAAUGAAAAUGAUAUAACUUAUGAUAACAAUGAAAAUGAUAUAACUUAUGAUAACGACGAUGAGGAUGAUGACAGUGAAGAGCAAGAAACAUUAGAAGACGAAGUAUCGGUAUAUGAAUAUUUGAAUACAUUCCAGAAGUUUAGAUUUGAUAAUGGUUUGAAUUCUAUUGAUAUAAUAAGAGAAGUUUUAAGUCAAUUAGAUUAUCAACGGUACAAACUCAUGGAUGAUAUUAUAUAUCCUCAGGACUCCACACGUUAUGUCAUAGACAAUGAAGAGUUCGAUUUUAUCAUAAUUGGUGGUGGUAAUGCGGGAAGCGUUCUAGCAAACAAGCUAUCUGAAAAUAUAAAAUGGAAAGUAUUAUUAAUUGAAGUAGGCGGAGACGCCUUACCUACAACUCAAGUUCCUUGUUUAUGGGACAGAACACUAAAUAGUGUUGCAGACUACCAGUAUAAAAUACAACCAGAUAAUACAACUGGAUUUGGACUUGAUGGCAAUAUGAUAAUACAUAAAGGAAARUGUUUAGGAGGAAGCAGCACCACAAGUGCUCAAAUUUAUGUUAGAGGAAGUGAACAGCUAUACAAUUCUCUUGUUCAAAAAGGCUUAAAGGAUUGGUCUUACAAUACAACGGAGACUUACUUCAAUAAGGUCGAAAAAAUUCGCUUUAUUACAAAAACUGAAACAAACACUACUAUUUAUGGAAAAUGUGGACUUAUCCCUGUUAGCAAAUUCCGAAAAACUGAAGUAACCGUUUUGGAAAAAAUUUUAUGUUCUGGUUUUGAACACAUAGGUUGUAAAAAAGAAAGUGACAUCAACAAAAAAGACAUUGAAGUUGGAUUUGUUUCAAUGCAAGGAAUAAUAAGGAACGGUAGGACUAUUAAUACUGCUAAGGCAUAUCUGAGCCCAACUUUCGGCCGUAAAAACUUAAAAGUUAUGAAAUAUUCUAGAGUUACAAAACUUAUAAUAAAUAAAAUAGAAAUGAAAGCGACCGGAGUUGAAGUACAGACAAAAUUCGGUCAAACUUUAACACUGAAAUCUAAAUUAGAAGUUUUACUCUGUGCUGGGGCUAUUGGUUCUGCUCAGAUAUUGUUAGCCUCAGGUAUUGGGCCUAAAAAGCAUUUGUCCGAAAUGGAAGUUCCAGUGGUCAAAGACUUAAACGUAGGUCAGAAUUUACUAAUUACUCCAGUAUUUACUGGCKUUGUUAUCUCMUACGACAAAUCAAUUGUUUGCAACCAGACAGAUGAAGAAAUUGCAUUCAAAUAUUUAGCUAGAAAUUCGGGACCCUUAAGCAGACCAAAUGGUAUGAGCUUUGGUGGAUUUUUAAACACUGGUAUGUCUGGAUCUUCAUUCGCUGAUAUUGAAGUUCAUCAAUUUUAUAUUCCCAAAAACUCGUAUUCAAAAUUAUGCCAACUAAAAUCAAUUUUUGGAUUUAGUGAUAAUUUAUUGUCGGUGUAUGCGAAAUUGAAUCACGAACGUGCUAUUUCUAUUUUUACAAUAGCUUUGAUAAACACAAAAAGUAUUAGCAAAAUUCUUUUGAGAAGUAAGAACCCAUUGGACAGUCCGAUUAUUGUUGGCAAUAUGUUGACUGAUAAKCGCGAUGUAAAAAGUUUUCUAGAAGCCAUCAAAUUACUUUCCAAAAUUGAGAACUCUGAUGGAAUGAAGUUAGUAAAUGCGAAGUUAGAAGGUAUUGAUCUUGACGGAUGUGCAAAAUACAAAAAAAAUACCAAUGAACACUGGGAGUGCUUAUUAAAAUAUAUGGUGUCUACAACGUCAAGUACUGCUGGAUCGUGUCGUAUGGGAUUAAAAACUGAUUCUGAUGCUGUUGUUGACAGCGAACUGAACGUGAUUGGUAUUUCUAAUUUGAAGAUAGUGGGUCGAUCAGUUUUACCAUUUAUUACUAGUGCUUACAGUCAAGUGCCUUGUAUUAUGGUCGCUGAAAAGGCAUAUGAUAUAAUAAAAAGUAAAUACAAUUAACAUCCAAACUACUCAAUUGAGCAAAUUGAAUAUAAUUUUAGAAUAUGGCACUGUGCAUUAUUACGAUAUUCAUUAAAAAUAAGAAGGAAUCAAGUUCUCUUUACCUAAAAUAAAUAAAUAAAAUACUUAGUAUAUUAAAC